This is a messenger RNA of Ochotona princeps (American pika), 9666 nucleotides long. RefSeq names its product laminin subunit alpha 1 (gene LAMA1). The record is from RefSeq and is a predicted model, not a curated record. Gene Ontology annotation, molecular function: signaling receptor binding; extracellular matrix structural constituent. The transcript has 63 exons. Gene Ontology annotation, cellular component: basement membrane. Lineage: Eukaryota; Metazoa; Chordata; Mammalia; Lagomorpha; Ochotonidae. Bases 236 to 9481 code for a protein of 3081 amino acids. Gene Ontology annotation, biological process: regulation of cell adhesion; regulation of embryonic development; axon guidance.
CCAAGUGGGACCCGAGACCCGCUGCGGGGCCGCCAGCGCGCAGUCCCAGGGCCCCGCCGAGAGUCCCUGGAGGAGGGGUCUGGGGGGGCAGGGCCGGGGAGGGGCCGGCCGCGGCGGAGGUCGGCGGGCGGGACGCCUCUGCCCGCCCGGCAGGCUGCAGACUCGCGCCCAGCGCCGCGUCCGGAGCGUGCGCCCGCUGCUUCCUCCCCGGAGCGCACCGAGCGGCGGCGGCGAGAUGCGCGGCGUUGGCGCGGGGAGCGCGCUCCUGGCCGCGCUGCUCUGCGUGGCGGUGCGGGGCCAGCAGAGAGGCCUGUUUCCUGCCAUCCUGAAUCUCGCCAGCAAUGCACACAUCAGUACCAAUGCGACCUGCGGGGAAAGGGGACCCGAGAUGUUCUGUAAGCUUGUGGAGCAUGUGCCGGGUCGGCCUUUGCGAAACGCCCAGUGUCGGAUCUGCGAUGGCAACAGCGCCAACCCCAAAGAACGCCAUCCCAUCUCCAAUGCCAUUGAUGGCACCAACAACUGGUGGCAAAGUCCCAGUAUUCAGAAUGGAAGAGACUAUCACUGGGUCACCAUCACUCUGGACCUGAGACAGGUCUUCCAGGUGGCUUAUGUCAUCAUUAAAGCUGCCAACUCGCCUCGCCCUGGAAACUGGAUUCUGGAACGUUCUCUGGAUGGCACCACAUUUAGCCCCUGGCAGUAUUAUGCAGUCAGCGACACGGAGUGUUUGACGCGCUACAAUAUAACUCCCACGCGGGGACCGCCCACGUACAGGGCUGAUGAUGAAGUGAUCUGCACCUCCUAUUACUCCCGGCUGGUGCCCCUGGAGCAUGGAGAGAUUCACACUUCAUUGAUCAAUGGCAGACCAAGCGCUGACGAUCUCUCGCCCAAGUUGCUUGAGUUUACUUCUGCACGGUACAUCCGCUUGCGCUUACAGCGCAUCCGAACGCUCAAUGCGGAUCUGAUGACCCUUAGCCACCGGGAACCUAAAGAACUUGAUCCUAUUGUCACACGACGAUAUUACUAUUCAAUCAAAGACAUUUCCGUUGGAGGCAUGUGCAUUUGCAAUGGCCAUGCUAGUAGCUGUCCGUGGGAUGAAACCACAAAGAAACUGCAGUGUCAGUGUGAACAUAACACGUGUGGUGACUCCUGCAACGUGUGCUGUCCCGGCUACCAUCAGCAGCCCUGGAGGCCUGGGACCGUGUCUUCCGGAAACAUGUGUGAAGAAUGUAAUUGUCACAAUAAAGCCACAGACUGUUACUACGAUGAGCAUGUUGCCAGCCAGAAGAGAAGUCUGAAUGCUGCAGGCCAGUUCACAGGAGGAGGAGUUUGCAUCAACUGCCUGCAGAACACCAUGGGCAUCAACUGCGAAACAUGCCUUGAUGGGUACUAUCGACCACACAAAGUUUCUCCUUAUGAAAAUGAGCCUUGUCAUCCCUGUGACUGUGACCCCGUGGGCUCCCUCAGCUCUGUCUGUAUUAAAGAUGACCUCCAUUCUGAAAUGCGCAAUGGCAAGUGGCCAGGGCAGUGUGUCUGUAAGGAAGGCUAUGCCGGAGAGAAGUGCGAUCGUUGCCAGUUUGGCUAUAGGGGUUACCCCAACUGCGUCCGCUGUGAGUGCAGCCCAGCUGGCAGCGUCAACGACGAUCCCUGCACCGAGCCGUGUCUUUGCAAGGAAAACGUUGAAGGGAAAGACUGUGAUCGCUGCAAACCAGGAUUUUAUAACUUGAACAAGAGAAACCCCCAGGGCUGCACCGAGUGCUUCUGCUUUGGCGUCUCUGAUGUCUGCGACAGCCUCUCGUGGCCUGUCGGCCAGGUGAAAGAUGUGUCCGGGUGGCUGGUCACGGACUUGGUCAGUCCAAGUGUGAUCCAGUCCCAGCAGGAUGUGCUGGGAGGACGACACCGGGUCAGCAUCAACAAUACUGUGGUCAUGAAGAGGCUGGCCUCGCAGUACUACUGGGCAGCGCCUGAAGCCUACCUCGGAAACAAGCUGACUGCUUUUGGCGGGUUCCUGAAAUACACGGUCUCUUAUGAUAUUCCAGUGGAAGCAACGGACACCACCCUCAUGGCUCAUGCUGAUGUCAUCAUUAAGGGGAAUGGACUCACUGUUAGCACACAGGCUGAGGGCUUGUCACUACAGCCCUACGAAGAGUACUUGAAUGUGGUUAGACUGGUCCCUGAGAACUUCUGGGAUUUCAGUAGCAAAAGGGAGAUCGAUCGUGACCAGCUGAUGACUGUCCUUGCCAAUGUGACACAUCUCUUGAUCAGAGCCAACUAUAAUUCUGCAAAGACGGCUCUUUACAGGUUGGAUUCUGUCUCUCUGGACACAGCGAGCCCAAAUGCCAUCGAUCUGGCCGUAGCCACGGAUGUGGAGCACUGUGAAUGUCCCCAAGGCUACACAGGGACCUCCUGUGAGUCCUGCCUGCCUGGCUAUUAUCGUGUGGACGGAAUCCUCUUCGGAGGGAUUUGUCAGCCCUGCGAGUGCCACGGCCAUGCUGUGGAGUGUGACAUUCAUGGUGUUUGCUCUGCCUGUUCACACAACACCACUGGAGACCACUGCGAGCAGUGCCAGCCUGGCUUCUACGGGACGCCUUCCCGAGGGACUCCUGGGGACUGCCAGCCUUGCGCCUGCCCCCUUUCCACGGCAUCCAACAACUUCAGCCCCACCUGCCACCUUGUGGACGAGGACAUUGUCUGUGACCAGUGUGCACCGGGCUACGCGGGAGACUGGUGCGAAAGAUGUGCAGAUGGUUACUAUGGAAACCCAACUGUGCCUGGGGAAGCCUGUGUCCCUUGUGAAUGCAAUGGCAAUGUGGACCCCUCUGAGCCCGGACACUGUGACCCGGUCACUGGGGAAUGCCUGAAGUGUCUCAGGAACACGACUGGCACCCAUUGCGAACGGUGUGCCGAUGGGUUCUACGGGGACGCAGUGGCUGCCAAAAAUUGCCGUGCCUGCAACUGUCAUGAAAAAGGCUCGCAUUCUGGGAUGUGCCAUCCAGAGACUGGAGUCUGUGACUGCAAACCCCACGUGACUGGACAGCAGUGUGACCAGUGCCUGCCCGGCUACUAUGGCCUGGCCCUAGGACACGGCUGCCUGGCCUGUGGCUGCAGCACAGCGGGCUCCACCUCGGAUGAGUGCACGGAUGAAGGGCGCUGUCGCUGUGCACCAGGGGUGGCUGGCGACAAGUGCGACAGGUGUUCCCAUGGCUUCUACGCCUUCCAGAAUGGUGGCUGCACAGCCUGUGACUGCGCUCACACACACAACACCUGCGACCCCCGGUCUGGCACGUGCAUCUGCCCUCCCCACACCCGCGGGCUGCAGUGUGAGGAAUGCGAGGAUGGGUACUGGGGCCGUGACCUGGAGCGUGGAUGCCAGGCUUGCAACUGCAGUGGUGAGGGGUCGACCAGUUACCAGUGCGAUAUGCUCUCUGGCCAGUGCCAGUGCAAGUCUGCAUUUGAUGGACGCAGUUGUGACCGGUGCUCCUUGGGUUACAGAGACUUCCCAGACUGCGUCCCCUGUGACUGCGACCUGAGGGGUACGCUGGCGGACACCUGUGACCUGGAGCAGGGUCUCUGCAGCUGUGCGGAAGAAACUGCCACCUGCUCCUGCAAGGAGAACGUCUUUGGCCUCCAGUGCAGCGAAUGCCGAGCUGGCACCUUCGCCCUCCACGCGGACGACCCGCUGGGAUGCAGACCAUGCUUUUGCUUCGGACUGUCCCACCUCUGCUCAGAGCUACAGGGUUACGUGAGGACCCCAGUGACGCUGGACUCCGAUCAGCCUCUUCUGAGAGUGGUUUCCCAGAGUAACCUGAGGGGCACGAUGGAGGGGGUCCACUACCAGGCCCCUGAUAUCCUGCUGGACGCCGUGACUGCCCGACAGCACAUUCAGGCCGAGCCAUUUUACUGGUGGCUGCCGGAACAGUUCCAGGGAGACCAGCUCCUGGCCUAUGGUGGCAAACUGAAAUACAGCGUGGCCUUCUACUCUUCCGAUGGCAUCGGCACCUCCAACUUGGAGCCUCAAGUUCUCAUCAAAGGAGGUCGGACCAGAAAGCAAGUCAUUUACAUGGAUGCCCCUGCGCCAGAGAAUGGAGUGAGGCAGCAGCAAGAAGUAGAAAUGAAGGAGAAUUUCUGGAAAUAUUUUAACUCUGUUUCCGAGGAACCUGUCACACGCUCAGAUUUCAUGUCUGUUCUCAGCAACAUUGAGUACAUCCUUGUCAAGGCCUCAUAUGGUCAAGGGCUCCAGCAGAGCAGGAUCUCAAAUAUCUCCUUGGAAGUCGGCAAAAAGGCUGAUGCGCUACAGCCGCACGGAGAGGUGGCCUCGCUGUUGGAGAAGUGUGUCUGUCCUCUGGGCACAGCAGGCUUCUCCUGUCAGGACUGUGCACCAGGCUACCACCGAGGGAGGCUUCCAGAAGGUGCUGGCAGGGGCCCCCGCCCUCUUCUUGCUCCCUGUGUGCCAUGCAGUUGCAACAACCACAGUGACAUGUGUGACCCCGAAACUGGGAAAUGUCUGAACUGCAGCGAUCACACAGCGGGGGACCACUGUGACGUGUGCGCGCCAGGAUAUUACGGGAAGGUGAUUGGCUUGGCCGACGACUGUUCUCCGUGCACCUGCCCCUACCGCCAGCCUGCCAGUUUCAGUCCCACUUGUGUCCUGGAAGGUGAUGGUGACCUCCGAUGUGAUGCCUGCGCCCCUGGCUAUGAAGGACAGUACUGUGAAAGGUGCUCCUCAGGCUACUAUGGGAACCCUCGGAUGCUGGGCGGCAGGUGCCAUAAGUGUGACUGCAGCCCACACGGCUCUGUUCACGGUGACUGUGACCGUGAAUCCGGGCAGUGCAUUUGCCGGCCAGGAGCCACUGGACUGCAAUGCGAACAAUGCGAACCCAGGCACAUAUUGCUGGAGAGCAAUUGUGUUUCUUGUGACGAUGAGUGCACUGGCGUGCUGCUGGAUGACCUGGACAAUAUUGGAGAUGCCAUUCUGUCUGUGAACCUGACCGGCGCUUUUCCUCUCCCCUAUGGAAUUUUGUCAAACCUGAAAAAUACCACUCUGUAUCUCCGGAAAUCUUUUUUAAAAGAGAACACUCGAAAGGAACUGGCUAGCACUGAACUUGAAGAUGUCGCAGAACAAACAGAGGGCCUGCAACAGGAGCUCACCAGAGUGUUAACAACUAGCCAACAGGUGAACAAGGCAACUGAGAGAAUCCUCAACGCCAGCCAAGACUUGGCCACAUUCAUUGAGAGGCUGCAAGUGGACAUCAGAGACAUUCUUGAAAAGGCAGCAACUCUCAACCAGACCCGGGACGAGGACUUCCCGCUGCCCAAUUCGACCCUGCAGCAUAUGCAGCGGAACUUGACGGCUUUGCUGGAAGUCAUUCAGAACAGACAUUUCACACAGCUGCACCAAAAUGCCUCCCUGGAACUCAAGGCUGCUGAAGAUUUACUGCUACAAAUUCAGAAAGCUUUCCAGAAGCCACAGGAAGAUUUGGAGGUAUUAACAUCCAAGGCCAGCAGCCUGCUUUCAAAGCACCACAAUGAACUGCAGGUGGCAGAAGAACUUGUGCGGCAGGCAGAGGCAAAGACCAAGGAAAGCAGCCACCUGCUGCUUAUUGUCAAGGCCAACCUGAGAGAAUUCAAGGAUAAAAAGAGACAUGUCCGAGAAGAACAGAACUUGACCUCAGAGCUGACUACGCAAGGCAGAAGACUGAUGGAUGCUGCCACCGUGCAUGCAGACACUGCACAAAAUACUCUAGCUCAGUUAGAGAACCUCCAGGAUGAGCUACUUCUGUGGGCCACUAAAAUCAGGCACCACGUUGACGAUCUCGUCAUGCAAAUGUCCAAAAGGAGAGCACUUGAUCUUGUCUACAGAGCGGAGGAUCAUGCAGCUGAGCUCCAAGGACUAGCAGGUGCCCUGGACAGUGGUCUUGAGAAGGUCACACAUGUGUCCCUGAAUGCGACCAGCGCAGUCCACGUCCAUUCCAACAUUCAGAGUCUGAUUGAAGAUGCAGACAGACUGGCCAGAGAUGCCCGCAGGACUGUAGCUGAGAUGAGCCUGCUCUCAGAGUCGAUCGUUUCUAGCGGGAAAGCAGCUCUGCAGCGUGGUUCCCAGUUUCUCAAAGAAGGCAGCGACCUCAGCAGAAAGCACCAAGGUAUCACAUUGAAACUGAGUGAACGGAAACAAGCAGCAAAGCGAUUUCAUGAGAAUGCUGAUAAUAUCACCAGGCAAACCCGUGAAUCACUGCUGAAGCUUAGAGCAAUUCCUGCAGGUGUGAGAGACAAAGGAAGCAAAACCAAAGAGCUGGCCACAUCUGCCAACCAGACUGCAAUGAGCACCCUAAAGGAUGUGGUGGGAUUAAGCCAGAAGGUGUUUAACACAUCUACUGGCUUGUCCCGCAUGAAUGCCACCCUUCAGGAGACGCAUGACCUUCUGCGGGACUCCACCAUGACUACUCUGUUGGCUGAAAGAAAAGUUAAAGACGUGGAAAAACAAGCCAACCUGCUCCUGGAUCGGUUGAAGCCGUUGAAGAUCUUAGAGGAGAACCUGAACAGAAACCUCUCGGAAAUUAAGCUGCUCAUCAGUCAGGCCCGAAAACAAGCAGCCUCUAUUAAAGUUGCUGUGUCUGCAGACAGAGACUGCAUCCGGGCCUACCAGCCUCAAAUUUCUUCUACCAACUACAACAGCUUAACCCUGAACGUGAAGACAGGCGAACCCGAUAAUCUACUCUUCUACCUGGGCAGCAGCACCAGUGCUGACUUCCUUGCAGUGGAGAUGCGGCGAGGGAAGGUGGCCUUCCUCUGGGAUAUGGGCUCUGGGUCUGCACGGUUAGAAUUUCCAGACUUCCCCAUUGACAACAACGAGUGGCACAGCAUCCAUGUGACCAGGUUUGGAAACGUUGGCUCAUUGAGUGUAAAGGAAGUGAGCUCAAGUGAAAAGGCCCCAGUAAAAACCAGCAAAUCCCCUGGAAUGGCUAAUGUUCUGGAUAUAAACAACUCAACAUUGAUGUUUGUUGGAGGACUUGGAGGACAAAUCAAGAAAGCUCCUGCUGUGAAGGUCACUCAUUUUAAAGGCUGCAUGGGAGAAGCUUUCCUGAAUGGGAAAUCCAUCGGCCUGUGGAACUACAUCGAAAGGGAAGGCCAGUGCCAGGGCUGUUUUGGAAGCCCUCAGGAGGAAGAUGCUUCCUUCCACUUCGAUGGCAGCGGACAUUCUGUGGUGGAGAAGACACUCCGGGCCACCGUCACCCAGAUCAUCAUGCUCUUCAGUACCUUCUCACCUAAUGGGCUCCUUCUCUAUCUGGCUUCCAAUGGCACCAAAGACUUUUUAUCCAUUGAGUUGAUGCAUGGCAGAGUGAAAGUUACCAUUGACCUGGGUUCAGGACCCCUUGUCCUUACGACAGACAGACGAUACAACAAUGGAACCUGGUAUAAAAUUGCUUUCCAGCGAAACCGGAAGCAAGGACUGCUGGCAGUCAUUGACGCCUACAACAGCAGCGAUAAGGAAACCAAGCAAGGCGAGGCUCCCGGAGUCUCCUCAGACCUGAACCGUCUAGAUAAGGAUCCCAUUUAUGUUGGGGGACUGCCCAGGUCAAGAGUCACAAGGAAAGGGAUCACCAGCAAGAACUAUGUGGGCUGCAUCAAGAACCUGGAAAUAUCCAGAUCAACCUUUGAUUUGCUCAGAAAUUCCUAUGGAGUGAGAAAAGGCUGUGUGCUAGAGCCUAUUCGCAGCGUGAGCUUCUUGACAGGUGGCUACAUUGAACUGCCCCCCAAGUCCUUGUCCCCAGAAGUGGAAAUGCUGGUCACGUUUGCCACCACCAAUAGCACUGGCGUCAUCCUGGCUGCCAUCGGCAAGGAUGCUCAGAGGCAGGGCCACUGGCAGGUGCAUGUGCCGUUCUUUUCCAUCAUGCUGAUUGACGGCCAUGUUGAAGUGCAUGUCAGUCCAGGGGAUGGAACCAGCCUGAGAAAAGCUCUCCUGCACGCUCCCUCCGGCACCUACAGUGACGGACAAGCCCAUUCCAUCUCCUUGGUUAGGAGCCGCAGAAUUAUCACUGUCCAGGUGGACGAGGCGCAUCCUGUGGAGAUGAGGCUGGGCCCCUUCGCAGACAGCAGGACCAUCAACGUGUCCACCCUGUACCUGGGCGGAGUCCCAGAGGACGAGGACAUGGCGUUGCUCAAGACACGGAGCUCAUUCCACGGCUGCAUCGAAAACCUGGUGUUCAACAUGGAACUUUUGGAUUUCACUGGUGCGGUUGGCUAUGAAAAAGUGGACUUGGGCAGCUGCUUGCUGUCCGAAAGGCUUCCACUGGCUCUUCAUAGAGAGGACAGCGAGCCCUUGCCAGAGUCCCUGGCGUUUUUGAGUGCGGGACAGUGCGCGGUGGAGCCAGCUCUGGAGUAUGUUCCUGGUGCUCACCAGUUUGGACUCUCCCAGAACAGCCAUUUUGUGCUGCCUUUUGAUCAGUUGGCUGUCAGAAGGAGGCUCUUGGUGCAGCUGAGCAUCCGGACACUGGCGUCCAGCGGUCUGAUUUACCACAUGGCUCAUCAGAAUCAAGUUGACUACGCCACACUCCAGCUUCACGGGGGCCGGCUCCAGUUCACCUUUGACCUCGGCAAAGGCAGGACCAAGGUCUCUCACCCCACUCUGCUCAAUGACGGCAAGUGGCACAUGGUCAAGACAGAGUACAUUAAGAGAAAAGGUGUCAUCACGGUUGAUGGCCACGAGUCCCCCUCGGUGACCAUGGUGGGAGACGCCAUUACGCUGGACGUAGAAGGGAAGCUGUACCUUGGAGGCCUUCCUUCCGAGUACAGGGCCAGGAACAUUGGAAAUAUCACGCACAGUAUCCCUGCCUGCAUUGGGGAGGUGACAGUCAACAACAAACUGCUGGACAAGGACAGGCCACUGUCGACCUUGGCAGUGAACAGGUGCUAUGCAGUGGCCCAGGAAGGAACUUUCUUUGAAGGAAGUGGAUAUGCAGCUCUUGUCAAGGAAGGCUACAAAGUCCGAUCGGACGUAAAUAUCACACUCGAGUUCCGCACCUCCUCCAAGAACGGCGUGCUCCUGGGGAUCAGCAGUGCCAAAGUGGAUGCAGUCGGCCUGGAGCUCAUACAGGGCAAGCUCCUUUUCCACGUGAACAAUGGCGCCGGGAGAAUCACAGCCACCUAUGAGCCCAGGCCAGGCGGCACUCUGUGUGACGGCAAAUGGCACGUGCUGCAAGCCAACAAAAGCAAGCACCGCAUCACGCUCAUCGUGGAUGGCCACGCAGUGGGUGCUGAGAGCGCUCACACCCAGUCCACAUCAGCGGACACCAACAACCCCAUUUACGUGGGCGGCUACCCUGCCGGUGUCAAGCAGAACUGCCUGAGCAGCCAGACCUCGUUCCGCGGGUGCCUGCGAGGGCUGAGACUGAGCAAGGGCACCUGGCAGGUGCAGUCCUUCGACUUCAGCAGAGCUUUUGAUCUUCAAGGCGUCUUCCCUCACUCCUGCCCCGGGCCUGAGCCCUGAGCCGCUGGCAAUGAAGUCCUCCAUUGGAAGCAUUGCUAAUAUUAUGAGAAUCUAUUUGUGAAUGAGAGUCCCUUCAUGUCCAACUCAGGUUGUCUCCAAGGAGAAAUGUGUUGAUGGGAGACUGAAACCAUGUGUACAACAGAUACCUCUAUUAAAUGGGCUAAAAAGUCAAAUGAAUUCUUUGG